GUGUUUGUAGAUCUCUGCUUUCUCGCCACUCACAUGACCGCUCUGCUCUCCAGAAAACAUUCGAGCUUGUUGUUCAACCGGCAGAAACGCGAAGACGAGACGACGAAUCGAGGACUCUCGAGUAGGUAGCCGAACAUGCGUCAGUGAAAGGCCGUUGAAGACCAGCAGCGCCAGCUCUCGGCUCAAUCCGCCGCCAUGUCGCUCAACAACGGCUACUCCAUCAACACUGCGCCGUCCGACCGCAAGGAGGAUGAGGAACCGCUGGUGGAGCCGGACCCAGUCCCGCCCCAGUGCUGCUCGGCUCGACUCAACCUGGCCGUCCUCAUGUUCCUGGGCUUCGCCGUGGUCUACUGCCUGAGGGUGAACCUCAGCGUGGCCAUGGUGGCCAUGGUCAACUCCACUGAGCCGAUACCUGGGCCCAACACUUCUGUGUUGCACGCCUGUCCGCUGCCAUCUGGCUUGGUCAACGCCAGCGACCCGUACCAGCAGCCUGGGGUUCCUCAGUACCGCUGGGACUCAAAGACUCAGGGCUGGCUCCUGGGCGCCUUCUUCUUCGGUUACUUGUGCACUCAGAUCCCAGGAGGUUACCUGGCUGGACGCUUUGGAGGAAGCCUCUUCCUGGGACUGGGAGUCCUGGGCACAGCUGCCCUCACCCUGCUCACCCCCCUGGCUGCUCAGAUGGGGUCCAGUUGGUUGUUUGCAUUGAGGGCUCUGGAAGGAUUGGGGGAGGCAGUGACGUAUCCGGCCAUGAUGGCCAUGUGGGCCCGCUGGGCCCCCCCUCUGGAGCGCUCCCGUCUCACCACCCUGUCCGGCUCCGGAGGAAACUUCGGCGCCUUCGUGGCUCUGCCGCUGACCGGCUACAUCUGCCAGACAUUGAGCUGGCCUGCAGUCUUCUACCUCUGUGGGGGCGUUGGUUGCCUUUGGGCUUUUUUGUGGUUCCUUUGCGUGUCAGAUGACCCUCGCACCCACCGGCGAAUCAGCCCAGAGGAAAGAGAUUACAUCAUCAAGUCCAUUGGACCUCAGGGUAGCAGGCACGGCUGGAAGGUUCCGCUGCUCUCCAUGGCCACCUCGCUCCCCCUGUGGGCCAUCAUCGUGACCCAGAUGUGCAGCAACUGGUCCUACUACACCCUGCUGACCACGCUGCCCUCCUACAUGAACACCAUCCUGCACUUCGACCUGAAAUCUAACGGCUUCCUGUCAGCGCUGCCGUACCUCGGCGCCUGGCUCUUCUCCAUGCUGUCCGGCGUCUUGGCUGAUAGGCUGAUUGAGAUGAAGGUGUUCAGCGUCACCACUGUGCGCAAGAUGUUUACUGUCGCAGGUUUGCUGCCCCCUGCUGGCCUCCUGGUGGCGGCCGGCUAUGCCGGCUGCAGCCACAUCCUGACCGUGUUCUUCCUCACCCUCUCCUCCACGGUGGGAGGACUGUCUGCUGCUGGAGUCUUCAUCAACCAGAUCGACAUCGCCCCUAGAUACGCCGGGUUCCUCCUCGGGAUCACCAACACAUUCGGAACCAUCCCUGGGGUUUUGGCUCCCAUUGUAGCUGGAUACUUAACUCAGGACCAAACUUUAACAGGCUGGAGAAACGUCUUCUGGGUCGCCGCUGGCAUCAGCGGCUGUGGCGCCGUUGUCUACACUGUCUUCGGCAGCGGGCAGAUCCAGCCCUGGGCCAUCGAGGAGGACGAGAGCGAAGCGGGAGACAAGAGGAGGAGGAGCCGCUCUGUGGCGGGACAUCUGUGACAUCCUCCUUCAGUGACUUGAAAACUCUCCGCUGCUGGUGUCAGCGGGAAUCAUUUUGCACAGGAAGGUUUUAGGAAUUGUGUCUGUGAAGAUGAGGGGAGACUGGUACCUCGGACCAAGCACCGGUCACGGAUAGUAUUCCUCGGGUUAUAGCUAAUACAUUAUAGAUACAUUCUGGGUGCAGAGACCAGCAGAAGCCUUGGAUUUUGAGGAGCAAAGACUUUCCAGGGUCGCUGUUUGGGGCUUUAAUCAGCCCAAAAAAAUCACCAGAAAUGCCUUCAGCACACAUGAAUGACAGAUGUUAGUCAACGCCAUAUGCAAAUAUGAUGCUGUUUUGCAGCAAAAGCAAACCUGUUUUUAUAUCACCAGUCAAAUAUUUAAGUGCCAAGGACAGAGAUGUCAUUUUAUGUAUGUAUAUAUGAUGUUGCUGUUUUUGUGACUCUGCAUCUUCGUCUUCCAGGAGUGUUGAAUAGUUCUGUGUCUUAUUACUUAUUAUUACUUCUUAUGUGUUGACAUGUACGUGUUUAUAUGUCACUGUGAUCAUCAGGGAAAUUCAGCACUUGAUCUGAACUGGAACCAAAUGUAAUCUCGGAUGUUUACAGAGAAGCUUUUUCUGAAUAAAAGCUUUCACUCUGAUGGGAAAGUGA
This is a messenger RNA of Synchiropus splendidus (mandarinfish), 2381 nucleotides long. RefSeq names its product sialin. Gene Ontology annotation, biological process: transmembrane transport; monoatomic anion transport. NCBI's taxonomy places the organism in Eukaryota, Metazoa, Chordata, Actinopteri, Syngnathiformes, Callionymidae. The record is from RefSeq and is a predicted model, not a curated record. The transcript has 11 exons. Gene Ontology annotation, molecular function: transmembrane transporter activity. The coding region runs from base 196 to 1734 and encodes 512 amino acids.